Piliocolobus tephrosceles (Ugandan red Colobus) is the source of this 5256-nucleotide messenger RNA. RefSeq names its product calcium-binding mitochondrial carrier protein SCaMC-1. The record is from RefSeq and is a predicted model, not a curated record. The coding region runs from base 792 to 2624 and encodes 610 amino acids. Gene Ontology annotation, molecular function: calcium ion binding. The transcript has 9 exons. Lineage: Eukaryota; Metazoa; Chordata; Mammalia; Primates; Cercopithecidae. Gene Ontology annotation, biological process: transmembrane transport. Gene Ontology annotation, cellular component: mitochondrial inner membrane.
UCAAGAUGACUUUACUAAGCAGGCAGCCCUUAACUUACAAAUUCUAGAUUCAUAUAUGUCUUAAACAUACAAAAUGAUAUAAGGGGAGGUAAGCUCAGGGUCUGAGUUCCUGGCUGUUGGAACAACUGAUUUCUGUGUGGUGAUUCAGAAGAUGUGAGACAGCCUAAUUUACAAGUACAGAGGUGUCUUCUUUCCUGCAAAGAGCAGUACAACAAUAGUUUCUCUUAAGCAACUGUGAAUGAACAGAAUUAUUACAAAUUAAUGAGGUCUCAUUUGAUGGGCGCCUUAGAUAAUUAAGACCUUUCACACAUAAUAUACAACCUUGUUGUGAAGGCAGAUAUUUAUAUUCUCAUUUUACUGAUGAGAGACUACCUGGAGAGGCUAUGUCACAUCUGAGGGAUUGGGUACUUUCUCUGUUGAGUCCAAUGUUUCUUCCGUUAUUCCAUGCUAGGCAGUAACAAGUUCUGUCUUGCCUGAGUAAUAAGCUCCAAACCUCGGAACCGCACCCAUCUUGAGAAGGAGGAGGGCGCUGAGGUUUUUUCUGAUAAGUGCAGCUGGCAGACACUCUAUACGCUUAAUCACGGGCAAAUCCUAGCUAAGCUGUCUACCAAACUAGUCCCUCUUUUUCCCAUUGCCCACGUGGAUGGCUGUUGGUCUUUCCUGCAACAAAUCCAGGAGUUUCUCCUUUUUGUUUUUAUAAUUGCUCCAAUAGAAGCUUUCGGAUUUAACUCUCCGCUUUUUAAAGCAGAAUCGCCAUCCCAGGUGCGCAACCACGAAAAAGUUAGACAUCCAUGAGAGACAAUGCCCUCCAUGGCCCACUUUCCAGGCAGAGAGAAGCAGCUCUGGGCGGACCGCCAAGGCUCUGGCCCGAGGGGGUCUUUAAGUGGAGUACCCUGUCUUCAAGACCCGGCUCCGAAACCACUGACGCGCUGACGCUGCAGCCCUGGACCUUCUGGGGUCCUCCUCCUCGGCCCCGCACUGCUGACGGCGGGACUGGCAACUGGGCGGAGAUCGGCCCCGGGCCCGCACAGCCCCUCCCGAGAUCCACCUCGCAGCUCCCUCACUUCCUGCCCUCCGGAGGCGGGCCCGGCCAGUGCCGCGGAGGCCAGCGCGGCGAGCUCCUCCCCAGCAGCAGCGGGACGGCCACACCCUGCGCGUCGCGCGGGCUCGGGUGCGGUCUCCGCUGCUGCGCCCAGCGCGCCGCAGCCGCACACCAGACGGCGCCGCAAACGCUGCUGCGCCGCGCGUCCCGCCCAGCCUGGCCUCGCGCUGGUCCCAGUCGCGUCUCUCAGCCUUCGAUCUCCCGUGACUUCCUCGGCCAGGCCGCCCGCGCCUCUGGGACCAUGUUACGCUGGCUGAGGGGCUUCGUGCUGCCCACGGCGGCCUGCCAGGAAGCGGAGCCACCGACGCGCUACGAGACUCUCUUCCAGGCGCUGGACCGCAAUGGGGACGGAGUGGUGGACAUCGGCGAGCUGCAGGAGGGUCUCAGGAACCUGGGCAUUCCCCUGGGCCAGGAAGCCGAGGAGAAAAUUUUUACUACUGGAGAUGUCAACAAAGAUGGGAAGCUGGAUUUUGAAGAAUUUAUGAAGUACCUUAAAGACCAUGAGAAGAAAAUGAAGUUGGCAUUUAAGAGUUUAGACAAAAAUAAUGAUGGAAAAAUUGAGGCUUCAGAAAUUGUCCAGUCUCUCCAGACACUGGGUCUGACUAUUUCUGAACAACAAGCAGAGUUGAUUCUUCAAAGCAUUGAUGCUGAUGGGACAAUGACAGUGGACUGGAAUGAAUGGAGAGACUACUUCUUAUUUAAUCCUGUUACAGACAUUGAGGAAAUUAUCCGUUUCUGGAAGCAUUCUACAGGAAUUGACAUAGGGGAUAGCUUAACUAUUCCAGAUGAAUUCACAGAAGAUGAAAAAAAAUCCGGACAAUGGUGGAGGCAGCUUUUGGCAGGAGGCAUUGCUGGUGCCGUCUCUCGAACAAGCACUGCCCCUUUGGACCGUCUGAAAAUCAUGAUGCAGUACAAGAAGUUACUUACUGAAGAAGGACAAAAGAUUGGAACAUUUGAGAGAUUUAUUUCUGGUUCCAUGGCUGGAGCAACUGCACAGACUUUUAUAUAUCCAAUGGAGGUUAUGAAAACCAGGCUGGCUGUAGGCAAAACUGGGCAAUACUCUGGAAUAUAUGAUUGUGCCAAGAAGAUUUUGAAACAUGAAGGCUUGGGAGCUUUUUACAAAGGUUAUGUUCCCAAUUUAUUAGGUAUCAUACCUUAUGCAGGCAUAGAUCUUGCUGUGUAUGAGCUCUUGAAGUCCUAUUGGCUGGAUAAUUUUGCAAAAGACUCUGUAAACCCUGGAGUCAUGGUGUUGCUGGGAUGUGGUGCCUUAUCCAGCACCUGUGGUCAGCUGGCCAGCUACCCAUUGGCUUUGGUGAGAACUCGCAUGCAGGCUCAAGCCAUGUUAGAAGGCUCCCCACAGCUGAACAUGGUUGGCCUCUUUCGACGAAUCAUUUCCAAAGAAGGAGUACCAGGACUUUACAGGGGCAUCACCCCAAACUUCAUGAAGGUGCUCCCUGCUGUAGGCAUCAGUUAUGUGGUUUAUGAAAAUAUGAAGCAAACUUUAGGAGUAACCCAGAAAUGAUGUUGCAUUUUUUGCUUUAGCGUGAUCAUUGAAACUUUCAACAAUCCCUGGAGUGACUUUUUCUCCUCAAAUUGAAACAAGUCUAUGGCAAAAGAAGCUGCAUUUUUUUCACAAAAGGGAAGAUGAUAACAAUGGUCGCUUCAAACUUUUGGGCUUAAUUAUAUAUACACAGAAAUGUUAAAAAUCAUAGUUUUAAUGUGUUUUGAAAAGGCCACACAAUUAUACUUUGUCUUUUCUUAAUAAUCCUGCAAAUCUCUGCCCUGAAUCCGAAAUCUGAAAAUGUACUUGCUUGAACAAAAUUUGUUUUGUGUGGUAGAGUUAUAAAUCAUUAAUCUUUAUUUUGGGUGGUUCAUGUUUAUGCCAGUUCCUUUAUACUUAAAUGUCUUGUUUUAUAUAUUUUGAAUGUCUUUAUAGAUUUCUUUAAAUUUUCUUAUAGAAGAACCAUUAAUAGAAAAUCAUUACAUUUAAAAUAUACCUUACAGCAAAAGCAUCCAAAGAAGUGUAGGGUUUAUGUCCUUAUUUUUCUCUCAGGUAAAUAGGAGUGAACACAGUGGUAGAAUUUCUAAAGAGAAGUGAUGGAAUUAUAUUUAUUUCAGUGGGCACUUUUCCAUUUUACAUGUACCAUUGUUUGGUUCCUGGAGUUAUACACUGAUUUUCAGUGUAUUACUGUUAAAUUAUCAAUACAAGACAACUUAUUUGAAAGUUUCUGUUUAUUCUGCCAUUGCUUUGAAAAGCAGCAAGAAAUGAAAUCCUUUGACUUGUAUCAGCUUCUGAAGAGCAUCUUUGUUUUCCUUUGUCCUUUGUUUCCUACAUUUUGAAUCAGAUUGCAUUUUAGUCAGGAAGACUUCUUGGGACCAUUCUUAGUAACCUGAAAUUUCUUUUUUAAAUGCAUGAAGUGGGUUGAUCAUGAGCAAAUGAUGUGCUUAUUUCUCCCUCACUGUUGAAUAUCUUUGAACUUGCUGUUCUCAAUUUGGGCAACACAAAGGUGAGAGAUACAUAUUAACAGUAGUAUGUAUUACUCUUAUACAUUAGAUACCUAUAUUUAAAUGAAAGGCCCAAUUUGUAAACAUAUGCAUUCAUAUUUUCUCUUGCCCCAAGUUUUAGGAACAUGUUAUGAUAUAGGAGACUUAAUUUAUAAUAACGAGAGCAUUUUUUUUUAUUUUACUAAAACCAUUUUUGUAGUCAACUAUCUUUUCUUAUUUGUGUGAUUAGAACAUAGAAAAAUAUUUACUAGUUGAAGUUAUUAUCAGUUUUUAAUUUAGUUCUUAAACUCAUUUGACUUCUAACAAUUUCUGUUAUGAAUUGCCAGCAUUUUAAUGAAAAUCUAAUGAUGUAAUAGGCAUUUUCUUUAUUUGAACCUACCUCUUUUAUUUUCUGAACCAAAGAGAAAGAUGGACUGGUGUUUGUGAAAUAUUUUUAAAAAUGUAAUUUCAUUUAUAUUAGUUAUGUUUGAUAAAUAUCUUAGUAUUUUUAUAAUAUGAUAAGCCUGGGAUUCUACUUAAAGGGUUAUUUGUACUUUUGAGUAAUAUAUAAAGUGACAAUAUUAAGGUACAUGAUCAGCUCUUUCUAAUUUUACUCAUAAAAAUUAUGGAAGUGAAUAAUUUUGCUAACUUUUGAAAUUUCAAACUUCUGGAAAAUAUGAAAAUAUUCAUUGUUCAUUAUGAAUUUAAAUUGUUCCCUACUUAACAUUUGUAAGGUAUGAAUGUGAUUUGUCUGUACAUCUUGUAUCUUUUCCAAAAAAUAAUUCUGUAUCUUUUGGAUAAAAGCCGAGAGUUGAAGAUAGUAUAUUUCUGGCAGUACUGAAUAUUUACGUACAGUUUCUAUCAAAAAUAUAUAUUUGUUUCUAAAAUUACUUGUUUUCCAGUUUUUAUUUUUUUAGAGAAAAUUCUUAAGUCUCAGUUUCCUAAUUUAAAAAAAAAAAAUUGUAAAUAAAGCAAAAAGUGUGUCCUACAGCUUAGCCAGCUUAGAUGUUUGGCACCAGUUUGAAUCAUGUUUUUUACAUCUGGCUCCAUGUAGUCUUUCCAAACAUUUUGGCCCUUCCUGAGUAGCCUUUGUAGAUAUUAUCUGUAUGAUGCAUUUUGACACAAGAUGAUAUUUUUUGUGAUAUCAAAAUUCCACAUUUACCAACUAGAGUUACAGUCCUGGGGUUCACAGCACCAAGGGGGACCCAGAGCUACAGGAUUGGCCUGGCUCAUCUUGCCGUGGAGUAUUAGUUUGUCUUGAAAUUGUGGGGAAAAAAUUCUAAGUUGAAUUCACUGGUAAGUAAUUUUUUGAAAUUUUAUAAUGCAGAUUACAAAUGCAAAAUCUGACUUAAAAAUUAAAACAUAAGACUGCAGAGAAAUUCUGCAUUUCAACUCCAAUACUACCCAGGCUUCAGAAAUAACUUAUCAGUUAUUUCUGUAAGCUUCUCGCUUACCUGACUACCUGACAGGUAAGAUGGCGGUAGCAGACACUGGCAGUUCCCUGCCCACAUACCUGUCCCUAUCCACAGCUGCACAGGGCAGCUCUGUGUGCAAUUGCCAGCAUCUGCUCCUCUGUUUUCAGGGAACUUUUGUUAGAAAAAUGCUGCCAUAUUUGUUUCUUGCCUAUUAGUCUUGUCUCCCAGUCAAGAGAAUAAAUUUAUACAAGCAGA